Molecule: messenger RNA, 1243 nt
Organism: Calliphora vicina (urban bluebottle blowfly)
Lineage: Eukaryota; Metazoa; Arthropoda; Insecta; Diptera; Calliphoridae
Gene: Hao
Product: Hydroxyacid oxidase
Exons: 3
Coding region: 88-1197 (369 amino acids)
Molecular function (GO): FMN binding; oxidoreductase activity
Source: RefSeq, a predicted model, not a curated record
GUAUUUUAAAUUAGUCUAACACUAGACUUCAGCCCAAAAACACUGGUCUUAUAAGUUUCCAAUAAAACUUGAUACUAAAAAACAAUAAUGGCUCCUCCAUAUGUGUGUGUUACAGAUUUCGAGGAAAGAGCUCAUCAAACCAUAGAAAAAAAGGCUUUAGAUUAUUAUCGCAGUGGAGCUGGAGAACAAUUUAGCUUAAAUUUAAAUAGAGAAGCUUUUAGAAGGUUACGUAUACGUCCCCGUUGUUUGCGAGAUGUUUCACAAGUGGAUACUUCAUGUAGAAUAUUAGGCUGUGAUUUAAAAUGGCCGGUGGGUAUUGCACCAACAGCUAUGCAAAAGAUGGCUCAUUCAGAUGGUGAAGGUGGUAAUGCUAAAGCUGCUGGCGAAAUGGGUUCCAUUUUUAUACUAAGUACCUUGGCAACUAUGUCUAUUGAAGAAGUAGCACAAGCUGCUCCAUUUACUAAUAAGUGGUUUCAACUUUAUGUAUAUAAGGAUCGUUCCCUUACAGAACAACUUGUACGUCGUGCGGAAAAGUGCAAUUAUAAAGCUAUAGUUCUUACAGUAGAUGCCCCGAUAUUUGGCCAAAGAUGGUCUGACGUACGUAAUAACUUUAGUUUACCAUCACACCUGCGUUUGGCCAAUUUUCAAACGCAAUCCUCUCAAUCAGAUGGCGUUCAAAGUGAAGAGGGUACUUCGGGCAUUAACGAAUAUGUGUCCAGUCAAUUCGAUGCCACUCUCACUUGGAAAGAUGUCGAGUGGUUGGUUAAGCUUACCUAUCUGCCUGUGAUUGUUAAAGGUAUUCUUACCGCGGAAGAUGCAAUUCUGGCUCGUGAAUUUGGUUGCUCCGGCGUUAUUGUUUCCAAUCAUGGUGCUCGUCAGUUGGAUGGCGUACCGGCAGCUAUUGAAGCUUUACCGGAAGUCGUUAAGGCUGUGGGUGACGAUAUGGUCGUUAUGUUAGAUGGUGGUGUUCGCCAUGGCAACGAUGUUUUUAAAGCUUUGGCUUUGGGAGCUAAAAUGGUAUUUUUGGGACGCCCGGCUGUUUGGGGUUUAGGAUGUGGCGGUGAAGCUGGUGUCAAGGACAUGUUAACGGUGCUCAAAAAGGACAUGGAUAUAACAAUGGCAUUGGCUGGAUGUCAAAAAUUAAGUAAUAUAAAGGGAAAUAUGGUGGUUCAUGAAUCUGUAUAUGCAAAAUUGUAAAUUAGUAAUUAAAUAAAUAUUAAAAUAGUUUGUACAUGUAUUAAAA